UAUAAAACCCUACCGUCUCUGUCACCUCCGUCCCAAAUCAGCCCAGUGCGAAGAGUAGCUAUCACGUAGUGAGAUCUAGCUACUAGUCAGCGAAAUGGCUUCGACCUCGUCCCGCCGCAUGGUCGCGUCCGCCCUAUUCGUCGUCCUCCUGCUCCUCGUCGCCUCAGAGAUUGGGCCGACGCGGGUGGCGGAGGCGAGGCACUGCGUGUCGCAGAGCCACAAGUUCGAGGGCACCUGCACGAGGAAGAGCAACUGCGAGAACGUGUGCAAGACGGAGGGCUUCCCGUGGGGCGAGUGCAAGUGGCACGGCAUUGUGCGCAAGUGCUACUGCAAGAGGCUCUGCUAGCCGCCCGGCCGUGAUCAUCGGCCGGCCGGCCGGCCAACCCGGGGAAGGGCUAGCUAGCUUCUAGCUAUAGCUUGGACCGGCCGGCCCCGGGGCCCCGGGCCUUUUGCUGUUAUCGCGUCGCGUUCGCGUCCAUGCUGCCGUGGUCACCGCCCCUCGUGUCUUCAGUUACGUCCCCGUCUCGUGUACCCCAGCCAUUCCAUGUCGAUGUCGUGUGGUUUUCCUUGUAACAUGUUUUAGCUACCUGGAAAUGGGAACAAUAAGCUUUUG
This is a messenger RNA of Setaria italica (foxtail millet), 613 nucleotides long. Its product is annotated as defensin Tk-AMP-D2. The record is from RefSeq and is a predicted model, not a curated record. Bases 95 to 346 code for a protein of 83 amino acids. NCBI's taxonomy places the organism in Eukaryota, Viridiplantae, Streptophyta, Magnoliopsida, Poales, Poaceae. Gene Ontology annotation, biological process: defense response. The transcript has 2 exons.